This is a messenger RNA of Mytilinidion resinicola, 1629 nucleotides long. RefSeq lists its product as uncharacterized. Bases 1 to 1629 code for a protein of 542 amino acids. The transcript is spliced from 4 exons. Gene Ontology annotation, cellular component: Ubp3-Bre5 deubiquitination complex; ribonucleoprotein complex; cytosol. Gene Ontology annotation, biological process: ribophagy; protein deubiquitination. The record is from RefSeq and is a predicted model, not a curated record. Gene Ontology annotation, molecular function: mRNA binding. Lineage: Eukaryota; Fungi; Ascomycota; Dothideomycetes; Mytilinidiales; Mytilinidiaceae.
AUGGCAACGGCUGAACCCACUAUGCCCGUCAACGGCAACUAUGCGCAUCACCAGGCGCAUGCUUACGGCUCCAUUGACAACAACUAUGGUGCUGCCGGCGCCAAUAGCACCCUCCCGGCCAACGUGAGCUACAAUGCUACUCCGGCCAACACUACUUCUCCCGCCAACAACAACGCCGCCGAGAUACCGAAGGAUGAGGUUGGCUGGUACUUCGUUGAGCAAUACUACACCACCCUGAGCCGUUCGCCCGAUAAGCUCUUCCUCUUUUACAACAAACGCUCGCAGUUUGUGUCCGGUAUCGAGGAGGAAAAGGUGUCUGUGAACGUCGGCCAGAAAGCAAUCAACGAUCGCAUCAAGGAGCUCGAUUUCCACGACUGCAAAGUCCGCGUGACCAACGUCGACUCCCAGGGCUCUGACCAGAACAUCGUCAUCCAGGUCAUCGGCGAGAUCUCGAACAGGGGACAACCGCACAAGAAGUUCUGCCAGACCUUCGUGCUCGCCGAGCAGACCAAUGGCUACUUCGUCCUGAACGACAUCUUCCGCUAUAUUGCAGAAGAGCCGGAAGAGGAAGAAGAGCAGCUUCAGCAGGAGCCGGCCGAAGAGGAGGCCGGCAUCCAGGAGCCAGCGCCGACCGCUGCCGAAAACGGCGAUGAUCAGAUCCACCACACGCCUGAUGAGCCAGAGGCCAUCGCUGAGGUCGACCACAAGCUGGAGGACGUGAUCCACGAAGAUGAGGCCACUCGUGAAGCAUCCCCGCCUCCCGCUGAGGUCAACGGCACUCCCGUCCCAGAAGAGGCUGAGGUUGCCCAUGCUGAGGAUGCCCCAGCUGCCGCUGUCUCAGCUGUUGAGACGCCAGCCGAAGAAGUCGAGGCCGCUGUUGAAGAAGAGGUUACCGAGCCAGAAAAACCAAAGGAUCCGGCGCCGACUGCCGCUGCACCAGCCGCUGCGCCUGCGAAGCCUGUUGCCGCUCCCACCCCUGCCGCCGCUCCGAAGCCGAAAACAUGGGCAGCACUGCUGGGUUCUGGUAAUCGGGUAGCCACCCCCAACGUCCCAUCGCCCGCUGCGAAUGCUACUCCCUCCCAACCGAAGGCUGCCCCAUCGGCGUCGGCACCCACGCCUCCCCCAACCACGUCCGCUGCUCAGGCAGCCCCACCAGCCCGUGAACAGUCGCCAACCAACAGCCAGGGAGAGGCAGGAUGGCAGACUGCUGGCGCCGGCCACAAGAAGGAACAAUCGCGAUCGCAGAACCAGAUCCCGACUGCAGAUGCAGACAACAAGAGGGCUUACAUCAAGAACGUUAGCGCUGGUGUUGACGAUGCCGCAUUGAAGGCUGCGCUUUCGAAGUACGGCGAGGUCGAAUACUGCGACAUCAGCCGCCAGAAGAACUGUGCCUUCGUCGACUUCAAGACGGUCGCUGGCUUCCAAGCUGCCGUUGCCGCCAACCCCCACAAAGUAAACGGCGAGGACAUCAACGUCGAGGAGCGCCGUCUCCGCCCCGGCAACUUCCCCUUCCAGCGUGGUGGCCUGCGCGGUCGUGGAGGACCAGGCGGACCAGGCCGCGGAAACUUCCCACCCCGUGGCGGACGCGGCAACAUGGGCCGUGGUCGCGGAGCCCCUCCCCCAGCGUGA